GGAAACUACGCAAGGAUUGAUGACGUGCACGACAGGAGAUCAUACGAUUCUGAAAGCUCAACUUCCGGUCUAGUGAUCCCGGGAGCGGGCAGGGCGUCGACUCUGAGUGAUGUAAGCGACGCUUACAUAUUCGGGGAGUACUCCACGGUCAAGGACGAAAUUCCCUACGACAGGGUUAUCCGCCCGUUGAACGGUCACGGCCAUCCCCUGGACAACGCCUUCAAAUUCAGGCAUUUCCCGGCCGCCGUGGAAGACUCGCCAUACGAAAACAUCAAA
Lymnaea stagnalis (great pond snail) is the source of this 276-nucleotide messenger RNA. The record is from the annotation of a GenBank genome assembly. Lineage: Eukaryota; Metazoa; Mollusca; Gastropoda; Lymnaeidae.